Molecule: messenger RNA, 2548 nt
Organism: Dimorphilus gyrociliatus
Lineage: Eukaryota; Metazoa; Annelida; Polychaeta; Dinophilidae
Source: the annotation of a GenBank genome assembly
GAUGGCACCGUUAGCACUAAAGGAGAAAGAUUCAAAUGGAUUACCUCAUAUUUCUGAGAGACCAAGUCUAGUAGAAAGUUCGAUAAGACAUUCUCUAAAUGGUCUUCAUAGAUUGGAGGAAAGACAUGUAACGUUUGCCCCAACAUCGACUACAUCAACUACUUUUGUGACUAGGCCGCUAUCACCGGUGGAGCAGAAAGAUUUUGUUGACUUACAAGAACAGAUUCGUAUUCUAAAAGACGAUUUGAAUCGUAGGGACAAGCUCAUAACUCAACUAACUAGUGUCGACUCCACAAGACCAAAAUGUACCUUUGAUUCUGCAAGAUUAGAGGAAAAAUUCUCUACUGAGAGAAUUCAAGCUGCUGCUGCUGCUCGCUCUGAAGCAGAUAGUCUCAAAAUUAGAGUAGAUAGAUUAAGCUCACAAGUUCGAGACUUACAGCACCAAGUUGAAGAUCGUGAAAGUCGUAUUCAACAUCUUAAACUAGAAAUUGAAACAGCAAGAGAGAAUGAAGCGAAACAGGUUGCUUAUGUCUCACAACUCAGGCAUCAAUUAACUGAGUAUGAAGCUAUACAUGGUAGCUUGGAAGGAGCGAAGCAGCGAGGAGAGAUAGCACUAAACGCCCUACAGCUGGAAACAAAGGAAUCCUCCCAAAGAAUACUGGAGCUAGAGAGAAGAAAUAGAACGUUGAUAGCAGAAAAGGAGGAAUUAGAACAGAGAAGCAUAACUAUAUCCAGGAAAUUCAGAGAAGUUACAAAUGCUUUGGGCUUGAGCAUAGACAUUGUUGAAUCAUCCUAUUCUUCAUCAAGCAUGGAGGCUAUCGAUUCGGUCGUUUCAAAAGCAACAGAAAUGCAAGAAGAAUUAAAUCUGCUAAAAGGAAAAAUAGUCACGAUGCAGGAAUAUAUUAGAAGCGCUGAUAUGGAAUCAAAAGCCAAUAGAGAAACAAUCCAACGCCUUGUUUCUGAUGUUGAGCGCAAGCAAGAAUCGUGUAGUAGGCAAACUUACGAAUUUGAAACACUACGCAUGGAACGAGAAACGUUUCAAACUCGUGCAAAAGAAUUAGAAAGAGAAGUUGAAAUACUUAGAGAUCGCUUGGAAUCGUCUCAGAGAAUUAUUGCUGCGACAAAGCAUGAACAUGAGUCGCGUGAGACAAGAGUAUCAAACUUUGAACGCCAUCAAAAAGAAAUGGAAAUAUCUCUUCGAAAUAGCGAAACAAAUUUCCGCAGUUUUAAACAGCAAUUAGCUAAUUGGUUAAGUGAUACGUCUUGUGCUGUAGAACCUUUUGAGGAGGCUAUUCGUGAAAGAGUUCGAGUUCUGAUGACUUUUAACAGAGAUAGAGAUUCUUGUAUCGAAAAUCUUGAAAAGAAAGUUGCAAGUUUAACAAAUCAGCUAGAAAACUCAUUCCAUAUCCAAAGGGAAACUGAUAGACGGGCCGCAAAAGCCGAAACUGAAAUUUCUGCCAUGCAAAAGAGAGUGAUGCAAGCUGAAGGAGAGCUAGCUACUGCAGAUGUUCUCAGAGAUGGGCUGAGAUCAGAUAAGGAAAGAUACUUGCAAUUUUUGGAGAGGAUUUCCCGAGCUCUGAAAAUGGACCCAAUAAGCAUGGAUAUUGGAUAUGAUAUGUCGACUGAUGCUAUCCUAGCUAGGGCAGAACAAUUAGUAAAACUGGAAUCAGACGCUCUGAUAGAUAGAAAAACUCAUAUUUACAACUUACAGAGAAAGUUAAAACAAUUGAAAGAGCAGCUGGACAGCAAGGAGGUACAUAUGGAAUUACUGAGAAAGAAAGUUGCCACCAGCGAAGAAAGAUUGAAUGGUCGAUCAGAAAUUGAACGAGAAAAAGACUCCGAAAUGAUGAAAAAUAGGAAGCUGUGCAAACUUGUAGAACGUUAUAAGUCUGAAUUAAAUGAAGCACAUUGCCAAAUUCGAGAAUUAAAAGCUUCCCUCCUCGAAACAAAAGACUAUGAGAAUCGAGUUUUGCAUCAAAGUCAAACUAUCGAAGAAAGAACAAGUAGAUUACAAGAAUUAGAAAUGCUCUGUCAACAACAAUCAAAAAAGAUUUCUGGCCUUCAAGAAGAAAUUGAUUAUAAAGAUCAAGAAUUGAACAAGAAAAAUUCUUCUGCUAAUCAUAGCAUUCAAACCUUGACAAGUGAGCUAAGAACUAUAAAAGCUGCUUUAGAUGAAGUUAACAAAAGAGAAAGAACUCUUUUAGAUUUACGACAGGUUAUCGCUCGAAUGUUGGGCUUAGAUGUGCAGAGUUUAGCUGUACCAGAUUAUGAGAUUAUCUCUCGACUUGAGAAGUUAAUUUUAGCUCAACAGUCUCAUUCUAUGACGGCCGCAGCAAUGGAUGCAACGCUUGAAGACAUGUCAGAUGGCUUCAGAGCAGGCUACGAAGACGCGUCUAAAGUGCUGAUUCCUUCGAGACCUCUUUCAGCUGUUCGGAGUUCAACCAGACCAAUAAUGACUUCGAACAGAAGUGUGUCUAGAGCUAUACGACCUGUUCGACGAUCAAGAUCUUUGUCACCAAACAGACGCCGUGACCCAAGAUCUUACUAG